CAAGGGUCAGCAGGCGGAGGUACGCCCAAGAUGGCGGCCUCCAUGUGCGACGUGUUCUCCUUCUGCGUGGGCGUGGCGGGCAGAGCCCGGGUAGCCGUGGAAGUCCGCUUCGUGAGCAGCGCCAAGGGAAAGGGGUUGUUUGCCACACAGCUGAUCCAGAAGGGGGAGACCAUAUUCAUCGAACGGCCCCUGGUGGCUGCACAGUUUCUCUGGAAUGCACUUUAUCGCUACCGAGCCUGUGACCACUGCCUUCGGGCACUGGAGAAGGCAGAGGAGAACGCCCAGAGACUGACUGGGAAACCAGGCCAGGUUUUGCCUCACCCUGAGCUGUGCCCUGUGCGCAAGGACCUGCACCAGAAUUGUCCCCACUGCCAGGUGACGUACUGCAGUACAGAAUGUCUGCUAGCCGCAGCUGAGCAAUACCAUCGGGUCCUGUGCCCAGGCCCCUCCCGGGAUGACCCCCUGCAUCCUCUCAAUAAGCUGCAGGAGGCAUGGAGGAGUGUUCACUACCCCCCUGAGACUGCAAGCAUCAUGUUGAUGGCCCGGAUGGUGGCCACAGUGAAACAGGCUAAGGAUAAGGAUCGUUGGAUCAGGCUCUUCUCCCAGUUCUGUAAUAAAACCGCCAAUGAGGAGGAGGAAAUUGUCCACAAACUCCUGGGGGACAAAUUCAAGGGCCAGCUGGAGCUUCUGCGGAGACUCUUCACAGAGGCCCUUUAUGAGGAAGCACUCAGCCAGUGGUUCACUCCGGAUGGAUUCCGGUCUCUCUUUGCUCUUGUUGGGACCAAUGGCCAAGGAAUUGGGACCAGCUCCCUGAGCCAGUGGGUGCAUGCCUGUGACGCUCUGGAGCUGAAGCCUCAGGACCGUGAGCAGCUGGACGCCUUCAUUGACCAGCUGUACAAGGACAUCGAGACAGCAACUGGUGAGUUUCUUAACUGUGAAGGAUCUGGCCUCUUUGUGCUGCAGAGCUGCUGCAACCACAGCUGUGUCCCCAAUGCAGAGACCUCCUUCCCAGAAAACAACUUCCUUUUGCAUGUCACCGCCCUGGAGGAUAUUAAGCCAGGAGAGGAAAUCUGCAUCAGCUACUUAGACUGCUGUCAGCGGGAGCGCAGCCGCCACAGCCGCCACAAGAUCCUCAGGUGCCAGCUGGGGGUGUGGUGGGAAGCCGGGCUCUGGGCUUCUCCGUGCUGGUGGCUGCCUGACUUUGUACCCUCACCAUCAUCCCCCCCACCCUCUGCAGGGAGAACUAUCUGUUUGUCUGUUCCUGCCCCAAAUGUCUGGCAGAGGCUGAUGAACCCAACAUGACCUCUGAGGAGGAGGACGAUGAAGAGGAUGAGGAAGGAGAGCCGGAAGAUGCUGAGCUGGGGGAUGAGAUGACUGAUGUGUGAUGUCAUCCUGCCUGGAAGUGGUCCUACCCCAGACCCUGCCAGAAGAGGGGACCUUCCCCCAGAGCAGAGGCUUGGAAGGAACUCCCACUCCUGUUGCCUGCUUUCCCCCCAUGCCAGCUCUGUUUCUUCCAGAGGGUAAGACAGGCUGGACCCUAGGCCCUCCACCUCCCGCCAGACCUCAUGCCCAGGACACUGCUGUUGAGCGGCUCAGGCUCUGCGCUGUCACUGAGCCUCUCAGAACUGGCCUCCCCCUGAGGUAUGGGUGUAAGUGGCUGGAACCAAGGUCAGGGCCUAACAGUGUUUCUUCCCCUUGGCCCCAUGGCCCCACUUACUCAUCCACCUAAGGCUUCACCCUUCUCAACUCACUGUUGGUGGGGUGGUGGUUGGGUCACAAAGUGGCAACCUGCGAACAGCCUGACUCCAUUGAAGAAGAGAGGGGGUUAGACACCCUUACCCUCUUCCCCACUAGCACAGCUGGGAGAGGCAAGAGGGAGGAACUGGGCCUCCAGAGCACCUUCUCUAAGGCUUUCUGUGGGGGACACUGAACCAGGGGCAUUACCUCCCUCUGCUCACCUCCCCACACCCACCAUUUAGACAUCCGGGGAGUAGAGAAUCUCCCCAGACCCCAGAAUCUGUCCUUAUGCCUUGCCUCUCAGGCCCUGGCACAGUGGCUGGCCUCACAGGGUGUGGAAGAGGUCUCUGCCUCCCUUGGGAGGGACGUCAUGACCCCUUCCUCCCACCUUCCUCCCACUGAGGACUCUAGCAGCAUGGCUGAGUUCUGGGGGAUGAAAGGCCUGUGCUCCUUAAUUUAGGAUGUCCUAGAAUCUUCUAGAGCAUGGGUCAGUGAGGGGCUCUCUUAGUCUCAGUCUCCAUCUUUAGGAUCAUUUAGGAACACUGAAGUCUUCCAGAAACCUAGGAGAGCUAGGCUAGAUACUCAGAUUAGCCCUGACUCUCUCCCUCUCCUCCCCAGAUUAGCACUACCCCUUACUCUUGGGUUGGAAGCUGUGGAAAUUGUAACCUAUCACCUGCAAUUCCUUUCUGCCUACCUUUCCUGAGGGGCUGCCACAUGCCCCUGCUGAGGGAUCCCAGGGAGGGCAGGUGCCGCCCCACAGGCCCUUUCCUGCAUCGUGAGCCAGGUGGAAUCUGCCUGUCUGGCCUAUUGGGUUCUUAAUCCUUCACAGUAGCCAGCACCCCCUCCUCCCCACCUGCCCACUGUUCUCAAUAAAAUAUGAGUGGUGA
This is a messenger RNA of Delphinapterus leucas (beluga whale), 2624 nucleotides long. NCBI's taxonomy places the organism in Eukaryota, Metazoa, Chordata, Mammalia, Artiodactyla, Monodontidae. The record is from RefSeq and is a predicted model, not a curated record.